GUCCAAGUCAAAAAGACGAAAGACAGGGCAUGUUCCUGGAAACCAGAUAAAGCAAAGAAGAAAAAGGCAGGCCAUCUUCCCGGAAAAGAGAUGAAAAAGACUUAGACAUUGUGGAAUAUAGUUCAAUUACUCAAUUAGCUGAUGUUUUAGUUUACCCUUCCUUGUUUAUGCGAAGUACCUCUCAUCACUUGCAGCAGUUAAUGGCUUCCUCUUCUUCUUCUUCCAUUACUCCUGAACUAGAGCAUGAGGUUUUCUUUAGUUUCCGCGGUGAGGACACCCGACAAAACUUUAUCAGCCAUCUAAAUGAAGCCUUUUGUCAGAAAAAGAUUAAAACUUUCAUUGAUGAUAAGCUUAAUAGAGGAGAAGAAAUUUCUCCCUCUCUUUUGAAGGCAAUUGAACAUUCAAAGAUCUCGGUUAUCAUUUUCUCUAAAGGCUACGCUUCCUCCAGAUGGUGUCUCAAAGAACUUGAGGAGAUUGUUAAAUGUAAGAACACGUAUGAUCAGAUCGUAAUACCAGUCUUCUAUGACGUGGAUCCAUCUGAUGUCAGGAAUCAAACUGGGGAUUUUGGGAAAGCAUUUGCUGAGCUUGAAAAGCGUUUUAUGGAUGAUUCAGAGAUGUUGCAGAGAUGGAGGACUGCUUUGAGGGAUGCAGCCAACAUAUCUGGUUAUGAUUCAAAGAACUCUAGGAAUGAGGCAACACUGAUAAAAGAUCUUGUCAAUGAUGUAUGGAAGAAAUUGGAUUACAACUCCUCAGUUAUUCCUUCCAAGUACCUAGUUGGACUAGAGUCAUUAAUCAAAGAGAUUGAAAAUUUAUUAUGUUCAAAGGGUGUUUGCAAGCUAGGAAUUUGGGGCAUAGGAAAAACUACUCUUGCUGAUGCUGCAUUUAAAAAACUCUCUAAACAGUUUGAAGAAUCUUACUUCAUUCCAAAUAUUAGAGAAGAAUCAGAAAAAAGAAGGGGAUUAAAUGACUUAUGCCAAAAACUGAGUUUUGCAGUUUUAGGGGAUGAACAUCCCAAUAAUAGAUUCACUUUCACAAGAAGAAGUUUUAUUAGCAAAAAAAAAGUUCUUAUUGUAUUUGAUGAUGUAACGAAUUUAAAUCAAAUGCAAUGUUUAAUGGCAGUUUUUGGUGAGUUAGAUUCAUACAGUCGAAUCAUUAUAACGUCAAGGGACAAACAUGUGCUAAGAAAUUGUGAAGUGGAUCACAUUCAUGAGAUGACAAAGUUAUCUCCUGAUGAUGCUUUUAAACUUUUUUCCCUACAUGCCUUUAGAGGAAACCCCCCAAUAGAAGAUUAUAUCAAGCUAUCAUCUGAAGUGGUAGAUUAUGUUGAAGGUCUUCCACUAGCUCUUGAAGUUUUAGGUUCCUUUCUAUUCACUAGGACAAAGAGAGAAUGGGAAAGUGCACUAGAAAACUUGAAAACAAGUCCUCCUGUGGAUGUCCAAAAAGUGUUAAAAAUAAGUUACGAAGGAUUAGAUGAUAAACAGAAGUGUGUAUUUUUGGAUAUUGCAUGUUCUUGUAAAGGGUGUAAAAGAGAUUUUGUACAAGCAAUCUUGAAUGAUCAUGACUUAGACGCUCAUAUUUGUAUUAAUGUUCUCAUUGAAAGGUGUCUCAUAACUACAUCAUCUGACACUAUAACAAUGCAUGAUUUACUUGAAGAAAUGGGUAGAGAAAUUGUUCGGCAAGAAUCAAUUGAUAAUCCAGGCAAACGUAGUCGGUUGUGGCAUCAUGAUGAAAUAUUUUUACUAUUUAAGAAUAACACGGUAACUAGAGCAAUUCGAAGCAUAUGCUUGGAUAUGUCUAAAGUGGAAGAGCUACAUUUAAAUCCUGAAGCUUUUAACAAAAUGCCAAACCUACGAUUCUUGAAAUUUUAUUGGUCUGAACAUGGAAAGAAGGUGCCUGAAUCUGAUUCCUCUACAUUCCGUUGUAUCUUGAGUUGGUUGAAAAGAGAAAACUCCAAUGAUGGAAAGAAGGUGCAUGGUUUUGAGAAACUUAAGUUUGAUUUCUAUGGGCUAAGGUAUUUUUGCUUUGAUGGAUAUCCUGCCAAAUCAUUGCCACCAAAUUUUAAUCCAAAGAACCUUGUUGCACUUUACAUGCCUAAUAGCAAAGUUAAAAAACUUUGGACUGGUAACCAGGUAUUUGUUAACUUUUAUAUUGCCUUUUUUUUGUAUGCUUUAAAUUGUAAUUUUUUGUAAGUUAGUUAUGUUGCUAGCUUUACUUCAUUUAAUUUUAAUUUUUUUUCUUUUUUUGAUAGGUUCUUGUUAAUUUGAAACAUAUUGACCUCAGACACUCUAAGCAUCUAUGCAGAAUACCAGAUUUUUCACUUAUGCCAAA
Molecule: messenger RNA, 2328 nt
Organism: Mangifera indica (mango)
Lineage: Eukaryota; Viridiplantae; Streptophyta; Magnoliopsida; Sapindales; Anacardiaceae
Product: disease resistance protein RPV1-like
Exons: 3
Coding region: 168-2189 (673 amino acids)
Biological process (GO): defense response; signal transduction
Molecular function (GO): ADP binding
Source: RefSeq, a predicted model, not a curated record